UAAUGGAUGCGGACUUGUACGAUGAAUUUGGCAAUUACAUUGGCCCAGAGCUGGACUCUGAUGAUGAUGAAGAGGAGGAUGAUGAUGAUGACUACCAUGACCAGGACCAGGAUAUGAAUGGCUAUGAUGAUGAUGAUGGUGUAGGAGGGGAAGAGGAAGAGGUAUCGGCACAGGCAGUGGUGCUGCACGAAGACAAGCAAUAUUACCCGAGCGCAGCAGAUGUCUAUGGUCCUGAAGUGGAAACAAUAGUGCAAGAGGAGGACGCGCAACCACUGACACAGCCUAUCAUCCAGCCAGUGAAAGUGAAGAAGUUCAGCCAUGUGGAGAAAGACCUGCCAGCCACCAGCUACAACCUGGAGUUCCUUGCUGACCUCAUGGAUAAUCCAACGCUGGUACGCAACGUGUCACUGGUGGGGCACCUCCACCACGGCAAGAGCACGUUCAUCGACUGCCUGAUUAGCCAGACUCACCCUGAGUUCAGAUCCAAAGAGGACGUCCCAGUGAGGUACACAGACACCCUGUUCACGGAAGGGGAGCGAGGCCUCAGUAUCAAGGCAACGCCCAUCACCCUGGUCAUGCAGGACGUCCGCAACAAGAGCUUCCUCAUGAAUAUCUUUGAUACGCCUGGUCAUGUCAAUUUCUCUGAUGAGGUAUCUGCAGCAAUGAGAAUAAGUGAUGGAGUGGUCCUGUUUAUUGAUGCAGCUGAGGGUGUAAUGCUGAAUACACAACGCCUGUUAAAGCAUGCCGUGCAGGAACACUUAGCCAUAACUGUAUGUAUCAACAAAAUUGACCGUCUCAUAUUGGAACUAAAGCUGCCACCACAAGAUGCUUAUUACAAGUUAAGACAUAUUGUUGAGGAGGUGAACUCCCUCCUCCUGCAGUACACUGACCAGGAGAAUCCCAAGACCAUUUCACCGCUCCUUGGCAACGUUUGCUUUGCGAGUUCUCAGUAUGCAUUGUGUUUCACCCUCAAGUCGUUUGCCAAGCUUUACGCCCAGCAUUAUGGCUAUGACCUACCCCUAGAGGACUUUGCCAGGAGGCUGUGGGGAGACAUCUACUUUAACCCGAGGACGAGGAAGUUUACCAAGAAGCCUCCCACUUCAACAUCUCAGAGGAGCUUUGUGGAAUUUAUCCUGGAACCUCUUUACAAGAUAUUUGCUCACAUUGUUGGUGAUGUGGACACACACCUGUUGCCACUGAUGGAUGAACUUGGGAUCCACAUGAGCAAAGAGGAACAACGCAUGAAUAUUCGACCACUGCUGAAACUUUUCAUGACAAAGUGCAUUGGAGACUUCGAAGGCUUUGUUGACAUGUGUGUGCAGCACAUUCCCUCUCCACAGGCCAAUGGCAAGGAGAAGGUAGAAACAACAUACACAGGCCCACUUGAUGUGGAGUUGGCAGAAAACAUGAUGGCUUGUGAUCCAGAGGGUGCCCUUGUAGUUCACACCACCAAGCAGUAUCCAAAUGAGGAUGCAACUGCAUUCCAUGUGUUUGGCAGAGUUUUGUCAGGAACUCUGCAUGCCAAUCAAGAUGUCCGGGUGCUUGGUGAAAAAUAUACUUUGAUGGAUGAGGAAGACUCUCGUAUAUUAACAGUAGGUCGCUUGUGGGUUCAUGAGGGAAGGUACAGUAUUGAAGUAAAUGCUGUACCAGCUGGUAAUUGGGUUUUGAUUGAAGGCAUUGAUGAACCUAUCGUAAAAACAGCAACCAUCACAGAUCUUCCCCCAAGCAGUGAACUACACAUCUUCAGGCCACUGAAAUUCAACACACAGUCAGUUAUAAAGAUUGCAGUAGAACCUGUGAAUCCAUCAGAAUUGCCAAAGAUGUUGGAUGGUCUUCGUAAGGUAAACAAAUCAUACCCAUUGUUGAGCAACAAGGUAGAGGAAUCAGGUGAACACAUUAUCCUUGGCACUGGGGAAUUAUACCUUGACUGCGUCAUGCACGACCUGCGGAAGAUGUACUCAGAAAUUGACAUUAAAGUAGCUGAUCCUGUAGUGAGCUUUUGUGAAACGGUUGUAGAUACUUCAUCUCUGAAGUGUUUCGCUGAGACGCCGAACAAGAGAAACAAGAUCACCAUGAUUGCUGAGCCGUUGGAGAGAGGCCUGGCAGAGGACAUUGAGGGAGAAGUAGUACAAAUCAACUGGGACAGAAGACGACUGGGCGAGUUCUUCCAGACGAGAUAUGACUGGGAUGUGUUGGCCGCCAGGUCCAUCUGGUCUUUUGGUCCAGAUCACAGUGGUCCCAAUAUUCUUGUAGAUGACACCUUGCCAUCAGAGGUCGACAAGAAUCUUUUGUCGUCAGUUAGGGAUUCUAUUGUUCAAGGUUUCCAGUGGGGAACGAGGGAAGGGCCCCUUUGUGAAGAGCCUAUCAGAAAUUGCAAAUUUAAGAUUCUCGAUGCCGUAAUUGCAGAGGAGCCGCUGCAUCGUGGUGGUGGCCAGGUCAUUCCAACAGCCAGAAGAGUAGCAUACUCUGCUUUCCUGAUGGCAACGCCACGUCUUAUGGAGCCCUAUUACUUUGUAGAGAUUCAGGCCCCAGCAGAUUGUGUUUCAUCGGUCUACACAGUGCUGACCAAACGGAGAGGUCACGUGACUCAGGAUGCACCUGUGGCUGGCUCUCCCCUGUACACCAUCAAGGCCUUCAUCCCCGCCAUUGAUUCCUUUGGCUUCGAGACAGAUCUCCGAAUGCACACUCAGGGCCAGGCCUUCUGCCUGAGUGUGUUCCACCACUGGCAGAUUGUGCCUGGUGACCCUCUUGACAAGAGCAUUGUCAUCCGGCCCCUGGAGCCCCAGCCGGCCACUCACUUGGCCCGCGAGUUCAUGAUCAAGACUCGCCGAAGGAAGGGCCUCUCCGAGGAUGUGUCCAUCAAUAAGUUCUUCGACGACCCUAUGUUGCUGGAACUGGCCAGACAGGAUGUCACUCUCAACUAUGCAUAGAGAUUGGUUGCGCCAUUUUAUUUGGCAACUUUUUUUUUACAUUAUACUUAUAUUACCAUGAACAGAUUGAUUAUAUCUGUAGAGAAAAGUAAACAUAUUAUUCAUACAAUAGUAUAAAUGGAAACUAAAUACAAUAAAAACAAGUUUUGACAACACUUGUGUUGUUGUUAAGGAACACCAUGUAUUAUUCCAGUAAGUGUACAAUGAAUCUAUUUUAUAAAAUAGUAUUGAUAAA
This is a messenger RNA of Penaeus monodon (black tiger shrimp), 3165 nucleotides long. Its product is annotated as 116 kDa U5 small nuclear ribonucleoprotein component-like. Lineage: Eukaryota; Metazoa; Arthropoda; Malacostraca; Decapoda; Penaeidae. The record is from RefSeq and is a predicted model, not a curated record. Gene Ontology annotation, biological process: mRNA splicing, via spliceosome. Gene Ontology annotation, molecular function: U5 snRNA binding; GTP binding; translation elongation factor activity. Gene Ontology annotation, cellular component: U4/U6 x U5 tri-snRNP complex; U2-type catalytic step 2 spliceosome; cytosol.